Molecule: messenger RNA, 2150 nt
Organism: Periophthalmus magnuspinnatus
Lineage: Eukaryota; Metazoa; Chordata; Actinopteri; Gobiiformes; Gobiidae
Gene: nelfa
Product: negative elongation factor complex member A
Exons: 11
Coding region: 71-1708 (545 amino acids)
Biological process (GO): negative regulation of transcription elongation by RNA polymerase II
Cellular component (GO): NELF complex
Source: RefSeq, a predicted model, not a curated record
CGGGUCCUUGCCUCUGUUUUCUUAGGUAGCCUGUUAAAAUGCCCGAACUCAAAACACUUCUUUUUCCAAGAUGGCGUCGAUGAAGGACAGCGACACCGGCCUGUGGCUUCACAACAAAUUGGGAUCUACAGACGAGCUUUGGACGCCACCGAGCAUUGCCUCUCUCCUCACAGUGUCUGUAAUCGACAACAUACGGCUGUGCUUUUCCAGUUUGUCGCCGCCAGUGAAGCUAAAGCUCCUACUCGGGAUGCUGCAUCUUCCCCGGCGCACCGUGGACGAGAUGAAAGAGGCUCUGUCCGAGAUAAUCCAGUUGGCCACAGUUGAUUCAGAGCCUUGGGUGUUGAUGGUUGCAGACAUCCUCAAAUCCUUCCCAGAGACGGGCUCUCUAAAUUUGGACUUGGAAGAGCAAAACCCAAAUGUUCAGGAUAUCCUUGGAGAGCUCAGGGAAAAAGUGAGUGAAUGUGAGGCAUCCUCUAUGCUUCCUCUUGAAUGCCAGUACCUGAACAAGAGCGCCUUAACCACAUUGGUGGGACCUUUGACACCCCCUGUCAAACAUUUCCAACUCAAAAGAAAGCCCAAAAGUGCAACGCUGAGAGCAGAAUUGCUGCAAAAAUCCACAGAGACAGCUCAGCAGUUAAAAAAGACAGCUGGAGUGCCUUUUCAUGCCAAAGGGAGAGGCUUGGUUAAGAAGAUUGACAAUACUACUCCUCUUAAGGGGAUUCCCAAAGCCCCAUUUCGAAGUCCCACAGCCCCCAGUAUGUUCAGUCCGCCCAGCAAUCGCACACCUAUUGCUCCUGCACGCACACCUCUUCGCAAAGAGAGAGGAGUGAAGCUUUUGGAUAUUUCUGAGCUGGAUAUGGUAGGAGCUGGACGAGAAGCUAAAAGGAGAAGAAAGACUUUGGAAACAGAGACUGGGGAGAAAGCAACCAAAGAAGAAGCAGUGGUUGAAAACACAACUCCAGAUUACGCUGCGGGACUUGUUUCGGCACAGAAACUGGGGGCAUUGAAUGAGAACCCACUGCCAUCAACAAGUUACUUACCAGCUACUCCCAGCAUGGUGCCCUCAUCCUCUUAUAUCCCCAGUUCUGAGGCACAGCCAGCAAACGCAGGUGGUUCAGGGCGAGAAACCCUACAAUCAACUCGCCAACCAGAGGAGCCAGCCACAGCGGGCACCGGGGCCAACGCUACACUUCCGGGCCAGUACAAACAGAGGACCCCCAUGUACAACGCAGGGACCACAGCCAACCCCGCCACACCCACCUCUCCCAGCACCCCCACCUCCACGCCUGCCAACAACGGACCUCCAGCAGCAGCUACAGCCAGCCAGCCUGAGACCCCCACCCAUUUCCCCAGCACGCCACAGACCCCCACACCUACCUCUGCACCUCAGCAGCCCCAGCCGAAAAAGAACCUCUCGCUCACGAGAGACCAGAUGUACGCCGCUCAGGAGAUGUUCAAAACAGCCAACAAGGUCACAAGGCCAGAAAAGGCGCUCAUUCUGGGCUUCAUGGCAGGAUCCAGAGAGAACCCAUGCCCGGAGCAAGGGGACAUCAUCCAGAUCAAGCUGAGCGAGCACACGGAGGUCCUGCCCAAAGCCGACGGCACUGGCAGCACCACCAUGCUAGUGGACACUGUGUUCGAAAUGAACUACUCAACAGGACAGUGGACCCGGCUCAAGAAAUACAAGCCCAUCACCAACACCUCCUGAGCAGUACUCUCCUGUACCCCCCUUCCCCAAUCACACUAAACGAUAACAUGCACACAAGUAUCAUUCACAUUCGAGCCAAAUGCUUCUCUGGUAGGGCAAUGGAGAGAGCAAGCCUCCCUUUUCCAGCUGUUAAAAUGCUGGACUGUGUCUUUGGUUGUUUCUUUCUACCUUUUUAUUGUUUGUUUUUAAAUGGCCUCCGGUUCCUAAUGGUGGUCAGGUGGAGAGAAGUUUACUGCACCUGAAAAUGUGGAAUCCCAGUUAACUACAACUAGAAUAGUGGGCUAUCUGUCUAGCUACUUGUCUUUGAGUGGUAUUCAAAAUUAUGGACAUGCUCAAAAGAAAAGGACUUGUAAAACUGUAUCUUGGUGUCUGGAGACUUUUGAUAAAUGUUUAUGGAAACUUCCCUUUUAAAGAAGGUAUGAAAAUAAAAAGACAGACUCCA